UGCUCUGGCCAUGAUAUCAUCAUCUUAACGAAAUCAACAUUCCGGCAAAUUUUCGUCAGCUUAAAAUUGGUUGAGCAGAUCCAACAAAAUACAGUUAGAUUUAAUCAAUACAGAGCUCACAAAUAGCAAACCACUUUAUAAAAUCGUUGUAACUAAAGCUACAGGAGUGCAGAUUUUUAGAAUAAUAUAUCAACAUUUUAAAUUUUCCAUUUUAUACGGUUCUGAAUUGUGUCAUCGUAUGUUUGGAUAUGCCAUGUUGCAUUAGGUCAUGGUCAAUGUAAUCUUAAUCGUCUCGAAACAAAAACGGGAACAUUCUCUGUAAUACGACUGAACAAAAGUAUAACUUUUUUAAUAUGCAUAGUAUGGUUGCCCGCAUUUCAGCUUAUAGAAACAGCAUGUCGGACGAAGCUACCAAUGGGACAUCCUCACCCGCACCACCUGUUGCUGAAUUGGCCGAAAUGGCUUUGGAAGAGCCCAAGGUCACAUUUCAGGAUCAAUUCAAGGCUUUCUCCAAAUUUGGCGACACAAAAUCCGAUGGUAAAAUGAUCACCCUAUCGCAAAGUGACAAAUGGAUGAAACAAGCCAAGGUUAUCGAUAAGAAAAUCACCACUACGGAUACUGGAAUCCACUUUAAGAAAUUCAAGUCAAUGAAGAUUUCUUACAGUGAUUAUAACAAAUACUUGGACGACUUGGCCAAAACCAAAAAAGUUGAAUUGCAAGAAAUCAAAAACAAGAUGGCUUCAUGCGGAGCCCCUGGGGUCUUACAAGUAUCGGCUGGCAAGGCUGCUUCUGCUGUUGAACGUUUGACAGAUACCAGCAAAUACACAGGAUCUCACAAGGAACGUUUCGAUGCCACUGGCAAGGGCAAAGGCAUUGCAGGCCGCAAGAAUGUUGUGGAUGAUUCCGGUUAUGUAUCCGGCUACCAAAACAAGGACAGCUAUCCCGAGAAGCAUUAAAUUUCCAGUAGCAUGAAUGAGAAUAGUCAUUUUCUACCCACAAUUUUUAAAUAUUUAUUAACAAAACCAACAAAAUAUGUUUAAGUCCAUUAACAAAUGUUAGCCACUUAAGUGAAUAUUAAAGCCAGUAGCUGCAAUCGCUUAUAAUGCAUACACAAUGACACUCUUCAAAAUUAAUUGCUAAUUUUUAAUCUUUAUUUUCCAAGGAAUAUAUGUUUCAUUCUUUUUUCUCAAAAUAAAUUGUGAUAACAUUUCUUACAACA
This is a messenger RNA of Stomoxys calcitrans (stable fly), 1219 nucleotides long. RefSeq names its product tubulin polymerization-promoting protein homolog (gene ringer). Gene Ontology annotation, cellular component: microtubule. The record is from RefSeq and is a predicted model, not a curated record. The transcript has 4 exons. Gene Ontology annotation, biological process: microtubule bundle formation; microtubule polymerization; positive regulation of protein polymerization. NCBI's taxonomy places the organism in Eukaryota, Metazoa, Arthropoda, Insecta, Diptera, Muscidae. Gene Ontology annotation, molecular function: tubulin binding. The coding region runs from base 354 to 956 and encodes 200 amino acids.